GGUCUGUAGAAAGGAGAAGCCGUUUCCGCCUGCCACCUCAACUCUCCUUCUCUCCUUCCUUACACUCUCUCUCUCUCUCUCUCUCUCCCCUGCUGAAAUCUAGGGCACAAAAUCUUGGCUUUCGACCAUGAAUGUCUUCAGAUUGACUGGCGACAUGACUCACUUGGCCAGUAUUCUGGUCCUCCUCCUCAAAAUCUAUGCUACAAAAUCUUGCUCAGGGAUUUCGCUUAAGACUCAGGAGCUCUAUGCGCUGGUGUUUCUGGCUCGAUACCUGAACCUGUUUACGGACUUUAUUUCGGUGUAUAACACUGUGAUGAAGCUUGUGUUUAUUGGAAGCUCUCUUGCCAUUGUUUGGUGUAUGCGGAUGCACAAAAUGGUGAAGCGUUCUUACGAUCAAGAGCUCGAUACAUUCCGCCAUUAUUUUCUUAUAGCAGGCUGCUUUUUGCUCGCCCUGCUUGUCAAUGAGAAGUUCAUGUUUCCAGAGGGUAUGAUUGUAAUGGUGAAUUGGAACUACUUUCAGGUCCUCUGGGCUUUUUCGAUAUACUUGGAGGCGGUUUCUAUUAUUCCGCAGUUAGUUUUGCUACAACGAAGCGGAAAUGUGGACAAUUUGACAGGGCAAUAUGUGUUCCUUCUUGGGGCCUAUCAUGCAUUGUACAUUCUCAACUGGAUCUACCGCUACUUCACAGAGCCACACUUCAGUCGAUGGAUUGCUUGUGUCGCCGGUCUGGUUCAGACAGCUUUAUAUGCAGAUUUUUUCUACUACUACUUUCUCAGCUGGAAAAACAAUGCGAAGCUUCAGCUGCCAUCGUAAGCCAAGGAAGCGCGUUUUCGUUCUUACAUCUGACUUUUAUACACUAUGGCUGAUAAGCCUACAUGCGGGAUAACUCUCUGCUGGAAGAAGUGCGUACAGGUUAAGUAGUUCCGAAUUAGGAUGGCAACCGACCCCAUUGCCAUAAACGGGUGAGUAGUCAGUCAAUUUUGGGUGGAGUUAUCCAUCUCAUAGGCAUUUGCAGGUCAGAUUAAUACCCCCGUUAGUUUUGAGAUAAUAAUAUCGAAAUCUCGUAUGGUCACCUUGUAAAGAUGUUGGAUCUUGGAAGGAUUAAUGGAACCCCAGGCAUAUGGUAUAACUCCUAUUUUUCCUUUCUUUUUGAUGGAUGUGUAUUUCACGUCUACCGUAUGUUUUUGUAAUAUUGCGUGAGAACAACUUACAUGGCAAGUGAUGCCAACGUGGCAACGUACUCGUGCUGUAUAAGUUUAUCUCAUAUGGACUGUCCGUAUGGGGCACUAAGAGUGUCUAAUCUAAGAGGUUCCUCAUGAUUGGGCCUAUAAGAGAUUAAACAAGGCCCAAUUAGAAAGAAAUAUCAAAUGUCAGGAGCUGAAACGAAGCGGAACAAGAAAAAUCAACAAACACGUCACACAUGGCGACGCACGAUUGACAUAGUCGUCGUAACUCGUCAUUGAAGGUUGUGCCGGGACGCUGACUGUGCCUGCGCCACGACAAAUACGAUAACGCGGCGGCUAAGUCGCAAUUGUGUGUGAGAUUUUUCAGGGCGUCGCCUUCCCCUUCCCUCCUUCUACUUAUCCAUUUGCAUCUCUCCCUCCCUCCCUCCC
Molecule: messenger RNA, 1611 nt
Organism: Pyrus x bretschneideri (Chinese white pear)
Lineage: Eukaryota; Viridiplantae; Streptophyta; Magnoliopsida; Rosales; Rosaceae
Product: ER lumen protein-retaining receptor A-like
Exons: 6
Coding region: 128-811 (227 amino acids)
Biological process (GO): endoplasmic reticulum to Golgi vesicle-mediated transport; protein retention in ER lumen
Cellular component (GO): endoplasmic reticulum; membrane; cis-Golgi network
Molecular function (GO): ER lumen protein retrieval receptor activity
Source: RefSeq, a predicted model, not a curated record